AUGAAGGGAGUGAAAAGAUUUGGCAAAGUGGAAGAGCUGAGUCCAAGAUUUGUAGGACCAUUUGAGAUUUCAGAAAGGAUUGGAAAAGUGGCUUAUAGGUUGAUUCUGCCAGCACACAUGAGUGGAGUACAUAAUGUGUUUAAUAUUUCCUCCUUAAGGAAAUAUAUUUUAGAUAAGGUCCAGAGGAUUAAUACAGAUGUGGUAGACAUUAAACCUGACUUGACAUUUGUUAACGAACCAGAGAAGAUUCUUGACUUUGAGGUUAAGCAGUUGAGGAGCAGAGCGAUUCCUUUUGUUAAGGUGCUUUGGAAGCACAGUUCAGAGAAGGAUGCCACCUGGGAGAAAGAUGCAGAAAUGAGGGAGACCUACCCUUAUUUGUUUAACUAA
Molecule: messenger RNA, 387 nt
Organism: Dendrobium catenatum
Lineage: Eukaryota; Viridiplantae; Streptophyta; Magnoliopsida; Asparagales; Orchidaceae
Exons: 1
Coding region: 1-387 (128 amino acids)
Source: RefSeq, a predicted model, not a curated record